Fomitiporia mediterranea MF3/22 is the source of this 2485-nucleotide messenger RNA. RefSeq names its product Sec1-like protein. The transcript has 12 exons. Gene Ontology annotation, biological process: vesicle-mediated transport; intracellular protein transport. Gene Ontology annotation, molecular function: syntaxin binding. NCBI's taxonomy places the organism in Eukaryota, Fungi, Basidiomycota, Agaricomycetes, Hymenochaetales, Hymenochaetaceae. Gene Ontology annotation, cellular component: plasma membrane; secretory granule. The record is from RefSeq and is a predicted model, not a curated record. Bases 1 to 2307 code for a protein of 768 amino acids.
AUGUCCUCGUUGCUCACUGUCGCUCGGGAGAAGUUCCUGGAAGCGAUCCGUAAUGUUAAGCCUGAGCCACCUGCACGACGGAAAGCGCUUGUUGUGGACGAGCAUUCGCAGAGGGUGUUGUAUAAUGUGUUGAAGAGGAAUGAUAUACUUGAGGAGGGUGUGACUGCGAUUUUCGUCAACACGGAUCGACUUUACGAGCCGCUACCGGAGCAAGAGGCGAUGUACAUCCUCAUGGCUACAACGCAGAACGUCGAACGUAUCGUUAACGAAUUCUCGUAUGGAAAUCGACAGUUCAAGAAGGUGCAUUUAUUCUUUCUUGACCCACUCCCCGAAGAACUCUUCCAACGACUCACGAACUCACCCGCAAUCGACUUCCUCGUAUGCGUAACGGAGUUGUUCUUGAACUUUUGGGCUAUGGAGGCGUGUGUGUUCUCCAUCCAGUCGCCGCAGAUGUUUUUCAGCGCGUUCUCUCCUCCGCGUGGACAACAAGCGAUUGGACCGAUGCGAGAGCGACUUAUGGAGGAUUUGAAGUUUACUGCUAGACAUAUUGCCAACAUCUGCAUUACCCUCAACGAAUUCCCCUACAUCCGUUAUUACCAACCCUCACACCACAAGCCUCUCGGUCCACUCAUCCCUACACAAGCGUUCCUCCCACCACCGCCAACAGAGGGUUCGCAAAGGUGGCGUACGAACCUUGCGAGAGGGGCUACGGCGCGUGCGUAUGAGGAUGCUGAGAACGAGUAUGUUAGUAGGGCGUUGGCGGUGAUGGUACAGGGGUUGUUGGAGGAGUAUGAGAGGGGGAACCCGGAGUUUCCUAAAAAGCAAGGACGACCGAGAGGGACGUUAAUUAUUACGGACCGCUCGAUGGACGCUGUCGCCCCGUUUUUGCAUGAGUUCACGUAUCAGGCUAUGGCGAAUGAUUUGCUUGAUAUCGUUGAUGGUGUUCAAUACUUACAUAUACACAAGAACAACGUAGGGAUGGAAGAACGCAACGAGGUAGUGUUGAAUGACGAAGACCCUGUAUGGGUCGACGUACGACACUUGCAUAUGCGUGAGGCGAUUGAUAAGCUUAUGGGAGACUUUAAUGAGUUCUUGAAGGAACAUACGUCGUUUACUGGGGAGGGUCCGGCGAGUAUGGAAGCUAUGCGGGAUAUGAUUGCGACGUUGCCGCAGUACCAGUCGCAGAUGGCGAAGUUCUCGCUACAUUUAUCGAUUGCGCAAAAAUGUAUGGAUUUGUUUGAGUCGCAGAACUUGCCUGCUCUGGCAACCAUCGAGCAGAAUUGUGCGACUGGUCUCACCGCUGAGGGGAAGACACCUAAAACGCUCGUUGAAGAGAUGGUUCCUGUACUGGAUAGCAAAGACGUGGUGAACGCCAACAAAAUGCGCAUCAUCUCGCUCUACAUCCAAUACCGCGAAGGUGUACCAGAAGAAGACAAACGACGGCUCUGCCAGCAUGCACGACUACGACUCGCAGAGAUCGAUGCGAUUGGUAGUUUGGUGCAUUUAGGUGUACGUGUGACGCGUGGUCCGGCGGAUAAGGAUAUUAGGAGGAAGGUGAAGGCCAGACCGGGGGAAGAUGAGGAGUAUGAUUUGUCGAGGUAUAAGCCUGUUUUGCAGACUGUUUUGGAUGAUCACGUCUCGGGGAAACUCGACACAUCCGUAUUCCCCUACGUCAAAGACUCCCCAGCCCAAAGCCUCAAAACCGCCUCUCCAAAACCUCCACCUCCACAAACGACCUCUCUCCGCAGUGCACGCGCUGCAUGGCACAAAGCACCUCGACCAGGCGGGCCAGGUGGCUCCUCACAAGACUCAACGCGGGAAAGACUACUCGUAUUCGUAGCAGGUGGUAUGACCUACAGCGAAAUGCGCACCGCGUACCAACGCUCUUCUCGAUUAAAUCGAGACGUGAUAAUUGGAAGUUCGCACGCGACUACGCCAGAAGAGUUCAUGGACGAUUUGAAAGUCCUAGAAUUGGGAGGUGUAGGGUCAAGAGUUGCACCGAAUGGAGUUGGGGAAGCGUUGGGUAGUAUGCAGAGGUAUUAUGAUGAGAGGUAUUAUGUUGCUGAGCCCAUCGUGCCUCCGCCUCGAGCGAAGUCGGCGCCUGUUGGACCGGAUCAGCAGCAACAGAGACCUGGAAGAGGGUUUGGUGGGUUGUUGAGUCCGAGUGGUGGAGGGGGAGGGGGAGGGGGACCGAGGUUGAGUUCGACGCAGAGUAUGAAUUCGGUUAGUAGUGCUGGUGCGGAGGUGACGCCUGCGAGUGGUGGGGAUGGGAAGUUGAAGAAGAAACGUGGGUUUUUCAAGUUUUAAGUUUAUAAUUACAUGGAUUGGGAUUAGGGAUGAUGUCUUUGACGAGGGGAAGGGGAGAACGAGGAUUGUAGUAUUAUAAAUGCUUUACUUGCAGUAAAUAUAUUUUUCCUUUCUCUACAGAAUUCGUCCUUUGCCAUCUUGUUACUAAUAAUAAUCAUUAUGCGAUAUGAGUUGAACC